AUGGCGCACUUCUUCCUCAUGCAAGGAAAGAUGGAUGAGGUUGCGAAGAAGCUCUUCGCCGCAGCGCAGGAAGCGAAUGAUGCCCUUCCGACUGAGGUGGCAGCUGUCACGAAGAUCCAGUCCGUGCACCGAGCCUCACAGAUUCGGAGUGUCUACCACGCUGUGGUGGCUGCAGCUCAACUCAUCCAGCGGAUUAUCCGAGGAUGUUUAGGGAGGAGGCGGGCUAAAUCUGUCAGCAUCGAGCGUACAAACAAGCUGCAGCUACACUUCUUCCACCACUGUGCCUGCACGAUUCAACGCCUUUGGCGGGGAUGGUGGAGCCGACUACACGUCCACGACUUCUACAUGCGCAGGGACUACCUGGUGAAGGUAGAACAGCGAGGAAAGUGGACGCAGGACUUCUUAUCUGCAGAGCACAAGGAGAAGCUUCAUGCAGCCAAGAUGGAGGAGGAGGUGAAAGUUCGAGAGGAGUUUGACAACCUUGCGGGUGACCUGCACCACCUGAUGAGCACCAGCAGUAUCCCAGGAGUGUACAAUCCGCCCUACAGCGACCUCCUGCCCAAAGCCUUCGAAAAGCCCAUUGAAGACCACCUCCGAGAUGCAUGUAGGGUCCAACUGCCGAAAGCCUUGAGAAGGCCACGCCACCACAAGUUGCCGUCGCCAAAGGGAUCCACAAGCUACGGUGCAUCGCAGGCAGAGAAGCUUGGGCACGACUUGGGGGCGCCACCCCAGGAGCUGCCAGAGCGAGCCCCUUUCUUUUCUCGAACUGCCAGCACCGGCCACUUGCGCAAGGUUCAGGGGCCCUUCAGGUCCAGGGAGCAGAUUGAAGUUGCCAAUAUCAAGGCGGCGAACACAUACAGAACCAUCCAGGCCUCUUCACCUUACGAUGCAGUAGAGGCCGAUCGACGGAUGCAGGAGAGGAUCUCGAAGCUAGCACGCUCCUCUCCGGUGGAUUUUAUGGCGCCUGGAAGCGUCAAAGACAGGCACAGCCCUGUUAGCGUCCAUGUGGGCCUUCCAUACAAAGAACGCCCACUCAGCCUGCGGGGUGAUUAUGUGGAGCUGCCGAAAAUCCGGGACAAGCCGCCGUUCUUCACUGCACUUGGGCAGGGCAAGCAGUUCUCGGACUACCACGAGCAGCCCAUGCUCCCGCAUGGCCAGGUUUGA
This is a messenger RNA of Symbiodinium natans, 1164 nucleotides long. The record is from the annotation of a GenBank genome assembly. NCBI's taxonomy places the organism in Eukaryota, Dinophyceae, Suessiales, Symbiodiniaceae.